UUAGGACCUCGGUAUCCUGUAGUUCAAUGUGUCGUAGUCAAGGACUGGUCGUAGAAGUGACAAGCUAACCAUAUGAUGCUAGGCUAGUUAGCCUUGCCGUUUGGUAUUGGUGAGAGGCUGUAGUCCGUGUGUGCAGCUGAAGCCAGCUAGGCAAAAUACAUACAAGGAACAACGCUAGCAAGUCUGAUCAUUGCAUUUAUUUAUUUUCUUUGCAUAAGGACACAACCAAUGUUAUCUAGGUCGCUGUCUUGCUAACGUCAACACACUCGGGGUAGUCAACAAGCAAGUAAAAAAAGAAAACAGAACAAAAAGAGAGCGGUAGCUAGUCACCUAGGUGAACAGACCACACACGGCAUUGAAGAUGAAUGGUUUAACGAAGAACGAGGGAAUCGCGGGGACGGAGAGGUUCGCUAGCCCGGGGAAAGGCAGGGGACUACGGGCAGUGAAGCACUUUGCUGUCGGAGACCUCGUGUUUGCCUGUCCUGCCUAUUCCUACGUCCUGACGGUGAAUGAGAGAGGAGCGCACUGUGAAUACUGCUUCACCAGGAAGGAAGGCCUCUCCAAAUGUGGAAAGUGUAAACAAGCUUACUACUGUGAGAUUGACUGCCAGAAGGGAGACUGGCCGAUGCACAAGUUGGAGUGUACAGCCAUGUGUUCCUAUGGGGACAACUGGUGUCCGUCAGAGACCGUCAGACUGGUGGCCAGGAUCAUCAUGAAACAGAAAGUCACAACGGAACGGACACAGUCAGAGAGGCUGUUACUCCUCAGCGAGUUUGAAGCCCAUCUGGAUAAGUUGGACAGUGAGAAGAAUGAGAUGAACCAGACGGAUAUAGCUGCACUGCAUCAUUUCUACUCUCGACACAUAGACUUCCCUGAUGACCAAACCCUCACUGUUCUCUUUGGACAGGUAAACUGUAAUGGUUUCACCAUAGAGGAUGAGGAGCUGUCUCACCUGGGCUCUGCUGUGUUCCCUGAUGUAGCAUUGAUGAACCAUAGUUGUAGUCCUAACGUCAUCGUCACCUAUAAGGGGACAGUAGCUGAGGUACGAGCUGUGCAGGACAUCCAGCCUGGAGAUGAGAUCUUCAACAGUUACAUUGACCUGCUCUACCCGACAGACGACAGGAACGAGAGACUGAGGGAUUCAUACUUCUUUACCUGCGUGUGUAAUGAGUGUGCCACACGGUCUAAGGAUGGAGGUAAGAUGGCGCUUCAAAAGUUGAGCUCUCCCCCACAGCCAGAGGAGGUCAGAAAGAUGGUUCACUAUGCCAGGAAUGUUAUUGAGGAGUUCCGUAGAGCUAAGCACUACAAGACCCCUAGUGACCUGCUGGAGAUCUGUGAGUUGAGCCAGGAGAAGAUGAGCUCUAUAUUUGCAGACACUAAUGUGUACGUGCUUCACAUGAUGUACCAGGCCAUGGGAGUCUGUCUGUACAUGCAGGACUGGGACGGAGCCAUGAGCUACGGAGAGAAGAUCAUUCAACCAUACAGUGUCCACUACCCAGCCUAUUCUCUGAACGUGGCCUCCAUGUACCUGAAACUGGGCCGUCUCUACCUGGGACUUGAGAGGAAGACCCAGGGAGUCAAGGCAUUAAAAAAGGCGAUCGCCAUCAUGGAAGUGGCUCAUGGGAAGGAUCACCACUACGUAACAGAGGUCAAACAAGAGGUGGAGGAGCUGAAAUAAGGAGGAGGUGAAGAAGAGGAAGGAGUGAGGGAGGAAGAGAGCACAAGGGCUUCUCCAAACCCUGGGUCAAACAAAAACUUUUUUUUAAAUCUACAAAACUAAACAGCUGCACGGCAUGCAUCCUAUACCUCUCUUUUUAUGUGUUUCUCUCCAUCUCCCUCUCGGUCUCUGGUCAAAUCAGUUAUUUUUGUUUGUCAUGCAGGCAGGCAGUUAACCAGUCAGUGAAAGAGACAAUGUGACCCCAGUAUUUCUGUUCAUCGGUUGUCUUAGACAGUACGUGAUGAGGGUGUUUUUAUGUACUGGGUAGCAGUAUUGCUGUAACUGGCAAGGACAGUUGUAGUUUUUAGUUUUGUUAUUGGCCUGGACUAGCCUCGUGUCUGCCUAAAACUGUUAUGAAAAGUGAACUCAUGAAUUUACAAAUUACGUUUUGUAUUAAGCGAUGACGGGUUUCUCUCCUCAUACAAGGUGAGAGAACAAUACCCAAAAAAUAAAUCAUUAAUUGUUAUGAAUAUGUUCAAAACUUGAAAUAAUUUGCGUUUGUCUUACAACAAAAACCGUGUUGAACAACUUUUGUCCUUUUUGCCUGUUUUAUAAAAUCAGAAGUGUUGCAUCUCUCACUCAUAUACUGUCUUUGUUACCGACCUGUAAGGAAGCAGGGUUGUAGUCUUUGUACCGACCUGUAGAGAAGCAGGGUUGUAGUCUUUGUACCGACCUGUAGAGAAGCAGGGUUGUAGUCUUUGUACCGACCUGUAGAGAAGCAGGGUUGCCCUCAAAUUCGGUUUUAAUUCCGAAAGUAAAUCAAAUUCCAAAUGUUUCUCAUUGGCGAGAAUUGAAAUUUCAACGUACUUCCUGAAUUGACUGGAGUUGAUAUGGGAAUUGGCCCCCAACCCUGAAGGGAAGUCAUUUUCCACAUCGUUCAUUCAAUGUCAUCACAUAGAUGUUGUUGUUGAAAGAACGUUGAUUAACCAGAUUUUGCCUAAUAAGAUGACUGUAAAACCCUCAAUAUUAACCUUAACCUUUAGGGGAAUGAAAACAUACCUGGCCCUGGAUCACAAUCUCUUUCCUGGGAACCCCAAGGGGUGCAUGUUUCUGCUGUGACCCUAGCAUUACGGACUAUUUCAAAUAAUCAACACAAUAUCAAGCUUUGCUUAUUUGAAACGGCUGUGUAGUGCUCUGUAGCUCAGUUGGUAGAGCAUGACGCUUGUAAACGCCAGGGUAGUCGGUUCGAUUACCGGGACCACUCAUACGUAAAAUGUAUGCAUGCGUGGGAUAAAAGCGUCUGCUGAAUGGUAUAUAUUAUAUUAGGACCAAAAACCCCAAACUUUGAGAUCCCCAGAACUGAGUUCAGAAAACGUCUGGCUUAGAGACUACUUCCACUUCACCUCACUUCCCCUCUGUACUGUGGUUGGUUUGAGUGUGUCGGACAUCAGACAUGGAAACCCAAAUAAAAUAGAAAACAGAGAA
This is a messenger RNA of Oncorhynchus nerka (sockeye salmon), 3142 nucleotides long. Its product is annotated as N-lysine methyltransferase SMYD2-A-like. The transcript has 12 exons. The coding region runs from base 362 to 1678 and encodes 438 amino acids. The record is from RefSeq and is a predicted model, not a curated record. Gene Ontology annotation, molecular function: protein binding. NCBI's taxonomy places the organism in Eukaryota, Metazoa, Chordata, Actinopteri, Salmoniformes, Salmonidae. Gene Ontology annotation, cellular component: nucleus.